CCUAGCAAGUUUCACAUCCACGGUGCAAAGUUUUAAGACGUGUUGCUCGGCUGCUAUUUGUGCUUCCUACAGACUCGCACCAACUACUUUAAGACACAUAUUUCCCCGUCGAGGUCCGGGUGGCAACACUGACGGUGCAAGAUGUCCGUCGCAGGAUUUAAGAAGCAAUUUUACAAAGCAAGCCAGCUGAUGAGUGAGAAGGUUGGCGGUGCGGAGGGAACCAAACUGGAUGAAGACUUCAAGGACCUCGAAAGGAAAGCAGAUAUUACUAGCAAAGCAGUGGUGGAUGUCAUCAAUAAAACAUCAGAGUACCUUCAGCCCAACCCAGCAACAAGAGCUAAGCUUUCCAUGCUCAACACAGUGUCCAAAAUCCGCGGACAGGUGAAUAGUCCAGGCUACCCCCAGCCUGAGGGCCUCCUGGGGGAGUCCAUGACUAAGUUUGGACGGGAUAUGGGCGAGGACACCAACUUUGGUGGGGCUCUAAUAGACACAGGGGAAACAAUGAAGAGGAUGGCCGAGGUCAAGGACUCUCUGGAUAUUGAUGUGAAGCAGAAUUUUAUUGACCCUCUGCAGGCAGUCGCUGAGAAGGAUAUCAAAGACAUUCAGCACCACCUGAAGAAACUGGAGGGCCGCCGUCUGGACUAUGAUUAUAAAAAGAAACGUCAAGGUAAAAUCCAAGAUGAAGAGAUCAGGCAGGCCCUGGAGAAGUUCCAUGAGUCCAAAGAGAUGGCUGAGAGCUCCAUGCACAAUCUGCUGGAAACAGAUGUGGAGCAGGUGAGUCAGCUGUCCUCUUUUGUGGAGUCUCUGCUGCAGUACCACAAACAGGCCGCACAGAUCCUCGAGGAGCUUUCUGACAAACUGAGAGAAAGGGUGAUUGAUGCUCAGAACCGUCCAAGGCGUGAAUACACACCCAAACCCAGACCAGCCUUUGACUUUGAGAUAGAACAGUCCAACGGAGGAUACUCACCUGCUGCAACAAGUCCUCCAGCUUACUCUCCCGCCCCAGUACAAAAUCGAGGCCCAUCCUCCCAAAGAAACUCCGUCAAGAGCAGGCCGCCUGAGCCAUGCUGUAAAGCCCUGUAUGACUUUGACCCAGAGAAUGACGGCGAGCUGGGCUUCCACGAGGGUGACAUCAUCACCUUGGUCAGUCAAAUUGAUGAGAACUGGUUCGAGGGAAGCCUUCGUGGAAGAUCAGGAUACUUCCCCAACAACUAUGUUGAAGUGAUGGUGCCUCUACCACACUGAAAACAGCAAGGCAAGAGGGAAACAGCAGGAGAUGAAGAGGGGGAUGAAAGAGGAUUGUCAACUCUCACCCAAAAGAUAUAUCUUAUGUUUAUUGUAAUUAAAGGGUAAACAUCUCAAGACAGGGACAUGAUUUUUUGUAUCUAGGAGUUAUUUGAGCAAAGCUUUUUUCAAUCUAACAAAAUGUAAUGGAUUUUUAAAAACAGUAAGGAUGGGACGCUGUUCAUUCAAAAAAAUGUGUGGGUGCAUUUACCAUAUCUUGGGUCUUGAUAUCCAUUCUCUAUGCACCUGUGCACUUUGUACAAAACAUCUCUAUCACCAGGACUGAUGAGGAAAGAUUGAGAGAAUGGAAUCUGUAAUAACAUGCUCAACAGUAUCCACAAACACUAAGAAGUGCAACUACUUUAAUCUCAUACUCUUACCCUGUUUUAUAUUCACAGUAUGACAUUUCUUGUUCUAUGUGUUGUUCAUAUUGGUACUACACACAUGCAUGCAUACGCAUGCAUCUUUCCAAGCGCUGUUUUCUACACUCCCAGUUUUCACCUCUAUGCCUUUAGGCAUUAGUGCUGUUGUCUCAUGGACUCAUUGGAGUCAACAUGGAGGACUGGCUAACUUUUCUUGACGUAACACUAUACUCUGCUGCCAUCUGGUGGUGGUACAGAUGAUUCUUAGCUAUUGGUUUGAGUAGCACAGACUGACAGACUGCUGUUUGUAACUGUAAUUGCAGUUUUACAAAUGUUAGCCACAUUUAUUCUAGACCAAAUGGUUGUUUGAGAGUUUAUUUCUAAAGGGCUGUAAAUGUCCAUGUCUUUAUAUACUUCAUUUAUCACACUAAUUUUGCUAAGUUGUCAGUAGGAUAUUUUACCUACUGCUAUACUAUUGUUUUUCAAAGCAUGGAUCCCUAUUGUCUCUUCUAAUUGAUGCCAAAGAAAAGUUGCACAAAUUCCAAAAUUGCCCCAGGCUGCUGCUUGUCAAUGAAAAGACGUGUAUUUUAUACAGCCUUAUGUGCACACUUCUGCAAGAUUAAUAAUAUUUCAGAAUGCACAGAAGCAGACAUUUGUUUCCAUUACAGUGCAGCUCACAAUAUUAGCAUUACACCAAAGCCAUAAGCACACAUCCCUCAGUUCCUCUACUUUCUCAGGCUCCAGUGAUACUGCUGGCAGUGUCACUCACAAUGUUUUGUGGGCUUUUACCCAAAUGUUUGUCAAUGAAUUUUCAGUCUGUGAUUUGUUUUCCCCCUUGGCGCUGGGAUAAGCUUGGCUUUAGUACUCAAACCUAUAAUUUAGAGCAUGGAAAUUAAUCUGAUGUGUAUUGGGUGUUUUUGUACCUGCCUCAGUUUUCAGGCUGAAACUGUGCACCAGACCUGACAGAAAAUGCUAGCUCCCAACUAUUGUGUUGAGAAUUUACUAAUAAUGAGGAAGGUCCUCUCACAAUGGCUGGUUUCAGUUUCAUAUAAGCCUAUUACAAGCAGACUAUGAACUGUUAGGGUUGGUACUGUUCACUAAAAUGCCAACUUUCUCCUCUUGUCAUGAUCCCCUUGUUAGACCGCCCCCGCCCCACUCAUCUCUCCCGUCUCUAUUUAAACUGGGAGCGGAACAGACAGGUCUUUUCACCAGGGAAGGGCACACAGCAGUGGAUUAUGCCCUCCCUCCCCCACUAGUCUUUAUACACCACCUGCCCCUGUACCCCUACCCCCUUUCUCAUUAUCUUCCCCAUCCCACUCCCAUAGUGCCUCUGGAGCUUGGUUUCCUGGUCCAUCCUUGGAAUAAUCUCAUUGUUAUCAUAGUAUGUGCCUCUUUGCAGGUUUGCAUAUCUCCUAUGUAAUUCAUGUUGUGUAUUGGGCCAAGGGGUGAGACACAACUGUGUGGUUCAGGUGUGGGUUUACAUGCCUCAUUACACUGAAUCAGAAGCCCAGAGUUUGAGAGGGGAGCAGAGGGUCAGGGGCUCAGGUUGAGUUAUUAUGCAGCCUGUAUAAUGAUAAUGAUUAAUGUCGAGGAACAAAAAGCUAAGAUCAAUUUUUGUGUGCUGCUGCUGUCACAGCUGAAAUAGUUGUCUGAAUGCUGCAGCUGACAUUUAUUGCAGCACUACAUUCUGUGACGGUUUGUUUUGGAUCCAUACCCAGAAGUGUCACAACUCUAAUAUUAAUGAAUGAAGUAUUAUCAGCCUUAAAAGCUUUAUCUUAUUAUAAACAUCUUAAUGGAUUUUUCUAUGUUUAAAAUAUAACCGCUUUGCAUGCGUCUUCAUUACAGCCUCUGUUUUAGGCAAUACCUUAUUUUUGUAACUGUGACAUUGUGGGGAGACUAAAGGUGGGAUUAUCCUGGAUAUCUUUAGGAUAUAUGGUUUACCUCUAUACUAAAUGUAAUCUUAUGUGUAUUGUAUAUUUUUGUUAUUAUGUAAAGGGGAGUGAAUGCUGUUCAUUUGCUUGUUUAAAUAAAUGUUAAAUAAUUUGG
Seriola dumerili (greater amberjack) is the source of this 3692-nucleotide messenger RNA. Its product is annotated as endophilin-A2-like. Gene Ontology annotation, molecular function: protein binding. Lineage: Eukaryota; Metazoa; Chordata; Actinopteri; Carangiformes; Carangidae. The transcript has 9 exons. Gene Ontology annotation, biological process: synaptic vesicle uncoating. Gene Ontology annotation, cellular component: presynapse; glutamatergic synapse; cytoplasm. Bases 142 to 1245 code for a protein of 367 amino acids. The record is from RefSeq and is a predicted model, not a curated record.